CACACACACACGCACAUUUCUAGGGCUAGUAAAAACACUGACUGGUUUCUGUCACUCUGAGUUAUUCAUCCACCAGCAUCAUGACUGGAAGAGUUGUUUUUCUGGGACUUCUGCUCAUCUGCGUGGCAGCAGAUGGUGACAAGAACUCUGGACUCCUGAGAAAGCCUUCCUGUUCUGACAUGGAGGAGAUUGUGGCGUGCCCUCUGAACCUCGCUCCAGUGUGUGGCAGUGAUGGAAACACCUACGCCAACGAGUGUACCCUCUGUGCCCAGAGACAAAUAACCAAGACGGACAUUUUGAUUGCCAAAGAGGAGAGCUGCUGACCUGACCGGCAGGGAGAUGAUGUCACCGCUAAGGGGACCAAACAGGAUCUGAUUAUCAGCCAACUUG
Molecule: messenger RNA, 390 nt
Organism: Scatophagus argus
Lineage: Eukaryota; Metazoa; Chordata; Actinopteri; Scatophagidae
Gene: spink4
Product: serine peptidase inhibitor, Kazal type 4
Exons: 4
Coding region: 81-323 (80 amino acids)
Molecular function (GO): protein binding
Source: RefSeq, a predicted model, not a curated record